AGCCAGUGCAACCUGUGAUUCCAAAGGGCAGCGACGUCAGGACGGCAGCGCCUUCCUAAUCUCUACCGAACCUUCGCAUCAUUUUUUUCCCCACCUUGCUUCCAGAAUCUGAGCUGGCUUCCUCUCGGCACAUCGGUUUCCAUCACCAUUCCUUCGUCUUCGUCUUAGCAAUCAGGACUCUUUUCCCGACGCGACACGACAGAAGCGUGACAGACAACACCAUCACGAAGAUGCCAGACGACGAUCUAAUUGACAGACUGCUAGCCCAGCUGCCCGCGCCAUACCCACUAUCAACCGGGCGCAGCGGCAAUGAGACGUCGCUCCCGUCGGUCAGGAGGGAGAGAACCGUUGCUCCUACGUUCCAGAAUCUCACUCCCCUGCGCUCCUCGGACCGUGGUUCAAGCAGCGAGCUUGGUGAAAUCGCUUCCACCCCCACCGCCGGCAGUUCGCCAUUGAAUGGCGGUAACAAAGGGCCCUUGGCCAUUCGCCAUGCGCCCAGAAAGGUUGACAUCGUCAAAGAGUCAUCGGGCAUCAGAAAUCACUUGUCUUCUCUCCUCCAUUCACAGGUGCCGGCCGGGCCAAAGCCCGUGCCGGGAACACCUCAGGAUCGGUUCAAGAACUCUGUUCUGGCCAAUCCUUUGGUGGGUAUAAAGACUCCGCUUGCCCCGGGAAGCUGGGGCGGCUCUCAGCCAGUGUUCCGAUCCCAUGCUGGCAAUACUUUCUUCUCGCAGAGUCAUGAGCGUGUGAAGGACGAUGUGCACGGGGGCUUUGGGGGAUCGCAGGCCCCCGGCAAGGCAAAGGCAAACAUAGCCACGGUUGCAGUGGCUAAACCUCCUGUUGGAUCCUCUGGUCGCGCAAAUGACCAGACCCUCCAAACCCGCAUCACCACCGCGAGCCGCCCCUCUACCAACAACCCAGUUGGUAACAUUCCGAAGGGACCGAAGAAGGACCAGCCUCAGGUUUCAUUGGCGCCAAAGGCUCCAAUCUCCUAUGAUGUAAGCGCUAAUCAGACACUGUCAUUGAGAUGUCAGUCGCUUGGGUUUAACCCUGAAUGGGUUUUGGGUAGAAUUGUGGGCGGCAAGUGCAGUUUCAACGUUAAGCUCCAAGACGUCAUUGUUGAAUCUGACGGUUUGUAUAUUGGAGAGCACAUGGCAAAGGCGGCUGUUGCAGCUAAGGCGCUGAAGGAUUCGGAGCUUUGGAGAAAACUGAAGCGCUGGUCCCGUCCAACCGCGUCUUCCAAGGCCUCUGCGACCAACCAUGCCAAUGGGUCCUCGGCCACAUCAACAAACAACUCUCGCCAGAACAACUCUCGCCAGAACAACUCUCGCCAGAACAACUCUCGCCAAAACUGGGCCUUAGUCAAGCGAGAGCCAAACAGCUCGGAUGUUGCUGUGAGCCGCACUACCGACGAGAGUGAGCGGCUCAAGCUUCUGAUCAUGCUUCAGAAGUACAUUGGGCCCUCGGUGCCCAACUACGCCGAUCGUCCUGAUGUUUGCAAAGCCUUUUUCGAGGGACUAGCCAUGGGGGCUCGUCUUACAAGGCCUUCCCAAAGCCCUUCCAAGGACACUCAGAACGACCGCGCCAGAUCACGCUCCCCCCCGACCCGCCAUUCUAGCAAUUCUGCUAGCUACCGGGCCCGUUCGCCUCUUGGAGCACGUACAAGGCUCACUCCGCCGCCGGUCUAUCAUCAUUACCCCGGUCGCCCUGAUUCGAGUCACUACAGCCCCCGUAAUACGCCACUUCGCGAGCCCCCUCGCGGACCAUCUGGUAUUUCAAGGGGAAACACGGUUGUCAAGAAGGAAUAGGAUGGACUUGAUCGACAGCAACUCUGCUAGCGAGCAGAACGAAUCGGUCGGGUACAGAAUUACGACCACAUGAGAAGGGGGUAUGAUGGCUGCUCGGGAGUGAAUGGAAACGUCUCGAGACACAUUUACCCUAGCUUCUAUCCAAGAAGGGCCAAUAGGAUAGUGAGAAGGGGUGGUUAUCCUGACUUUUAUCCCCCAGUUGAGCCACGUCGGGGGAUGUUUACAAAGAGGAUGUUGGGGCAUCGGUUACGGCGUUUGCAAAAGGGGCG
This is a messenger RNA of Neurospora tetraspora, 2074 nucleotides long. RefSeq lists its product as uncharacterized. Bases 231 to 1805 code for a protein of 524 amino acids. The record is from RefSeq and is a predicted model, not a curated record. NCBI's taxonomy places the organism in Eukaryota, Fungi, Ascomycota, Sordariomycetes, Sordariales, Sordariaceae. The transcript has 3 exons.